This is a messenger RNA of Mobula hypostoma (lesser devil ray), 3866 nucleotides long. Its product is annotated as lutropin-choriogonadotropic hormone receptor-like. The record is from RefSeq and is a predicted model, not a curated record. Gene Ontology annotation, molecular function: thyroid-stimulating hormone receptor activity; G protein-coupled peptide receptor activity; luteinizing hormone receptor activity. Gene Ontology annotation, cellular component: plasma membrane. The coding region runs from base 67 to 2223 and encodes 718 amino acids. NCBI's taxonomy places the organism in Eukaryota, Metazoa, Chordata, Chondrichthyes, Myliobatiformes, Myliobatidae. Gene Ontology annotation, biological process: hormone-mediated signaling pathway; ovarian follicle development; phospholipase C-activating G protein-coupled receptor signaling pathway. The transcript is spliced from 10 exons.
GGAAGGCACCCAGCCGCGCGCCAGGUCGAAGUGCAAACAACCCAACACAAUUACUUCAGGUCCCAGAUGGCUCCUUCAGUCAUUCGACUGGCCUUGUUGAUAAGUUGGAACAUUGUCUAUCAUUCAUGUUCGCAAACUUAUCACUGCCCCAAGAUCUGUCGCUGUUCCGCUCAGUUUGUAAAAUGCACCAAAGAAACAGCAGCCGGUGUUCCAGCUGCGAUUGUACGCAGCUGUUCUAGUCUGAGGUUUACUCACCUGCCCCUGAAAAAGAUCCAAAGACAUUCUUUUGAAGGACUUAGAGAUAUCAUAAGAAUUGAUAUUUCGCAGAGUGAUUCCUUGGAGAGAAUUGAAACUCAAGCUUUUGUCGAUCUUCAGGACUUAGUAGAACUUUCGAUUCAGAAUACAAAGCACCUGGUGAAAAUUGACCAAGAAGCUUUCAGGAAUCUACCACGGCUGAGAUACUUGAGCAUUUGCAAUACCGGGGUAGGAUUCUUUCCUGAUCUGACCCACAUCCACUCUAUUGCAUCCAGUUUUAUUCUGGAAAUAUGUGACAACUUACAUCUUUUAUCAAUCCCAGAAAAUGCAUUUCAAGGAAUGAACAAUGAAUCCUUGACACUGAAGCUGUAUAAAAAUGGAUUUGAAGAUGUGCGGAGUCAUGCAUUCAAUGCAACAAAACUGGAUAAGUUAGAACUUAACGAUAAUAAAAAUCUAAGAAUAAUACACAAUGAUGCUUUCAAGGGAGCUAUUGGACCAGAUGUAUUAGAUGUUUCUUCAACUGCACUUGAGUACCUUCCAUCUAACGGGUUGGAGUUUAUUCAAAAACUUACUGCGCGCUUUACGUACUCACUGAAAAGAUUCCCAGCUCUGGAAAAGUUUGUCAAUUUGAUGGAAGCAAAUUUGACAUAUCCCAGCCAUUGCUGUGCAUUCAAAAACUGGGAGAAAUCAAACGGUUUUGGGGGUGACUAUUCUCAUUCUAAUCCACCAUCACAGAAAAUGGAACAAUGGAACAUACAGAAUUUUUCUGCUGGCAUGAAGAAAUACUCUUCCUCACAGAACUAUUCAUAUUUCCCCAACAAUCUUGACAAUGAAUAUGAACAGUUAGAAGAAAUUUAUGAAAAUGGAGUAUCAUUUGAUUAUGGAUUUUGCCAUGCCAAGGUAGAGCUUGUCUGCACUCCAGAACCGGAUGCCUUCAAUCCCUGUGAAGAUAUAAUGGGAUACAAUUUUCUAAGAGUUCUGAUAUGGUUCAUUAACAUUCUCGCCAUUGUGGGUAACUUUGUUGUUUUUAUUGUUUUGGUGGUUAGUCAGAAUAAGCUUACAGUUCCGCGAUUCCUUAUGUGUAAUCUUGCUUUUGCAGACCUCUGUAUGGGUCUCUAUUUGCUACUCAUUGCAUCUGUUGAUCUGAGCACCAAGAGUCAGUAUUACAACUACGCAAUAGACUGGCAGACUGGUGCGGGGUGUGCCAGUGCUGGUUUCUUCACUGUCUUUGCAAGUGAGCUCUCUGUGUAUACACUAAUGGUGAUCACUUUUGAAAGAUGGCAUACAAUUACCCACGCCAUGCAAUUGGACAGAAAAAUACGGUUGAGGCAUGCAGUUAUGCUUAUGUUUGGAGGCUGGGUGUUCUCUCUAGUUGUAGCAAUAUUGCCACUUGUUGGUAUCAGCAAUUACAUGAAAGUUAGCAUCUGCUUGCCAAUGGAUAUAGAAACUCCAGUUUCCCAGGGCUAUGUUAUAUUCCUAUUAGUACUGAAUGUUAUAGCCUUUAUUAUCAUUUGUAUAUGCUAUAUCAAAAUAUAUAUAGCUGUGCAAAAUCCUGAUUUCGUUUCUAAAAGUAGUGACACAAAGAUUGCCAAACGAAUGGCAAUACUAAUCUUUACAGAUUUUGUCUGUAUGGCUCCUAUAUCAUUUUUUGCUAUUUCAGCAGCUUUUAAGUCUCCACUUAUUACAGUUACCAAUGCUAAAAUUCUACUGGUAUUGUUUUACCCAUUGAACUCAUGUGCUAAUCCAUUUCUCUAUGCCAUCUUUACAAAAGCAUUCAGAAGGGAUUUCUUCAUUUUGCUGAGCAAGUUUGGCUAUUGUGAAAUAAAAGCUCAAGUUUAUAAAACUGACAACUCAAAUUCAAGGAGCGGCACUAAAGAAAGUUCAGGUGCAGUAAUCAAGCUAGCAAAAUUUAAUGAACAAGAUUUGCCAGCCACCACACCUGCUAAAUAUUGUUGCAAAGAAUGUUAGUAACAUUUAAUAUUUUACAGUCUCUGUCCUUCACCGCUGAAGGUGCUAUCUCAUGUGGGCUACAUCCACAGAUAUUAGCAACAAUCUGGUCCGUCUCCUUGGUGUCCAUUUUAUCAAUGUGAGCCUUAGAAGUAAAUAUUGGUACACUAGUUAAGGGUUCCAGAACUGAAAAUUGAUGUAGCCAAGAGAGAAAGGAAUCCUGGUUGAUUUUUCAGUUCCUAACCCAGGAGAGCAAUUUGCCAGAUGGCAGAGUGAGUGAAGAUUAUCAACCAAAUAUAAAACAUUCAAGUCUGAAAUCACUACUAGAUCCAUUCCCAAUUGGACAUCAACAUAAUUUACAAAAAUACACGCACAUUUUAACUGAAAACUUAGAACAAAAAUAAGGAAAUAUUUUUUCCUUAAUAUUAUUUUAAUGCAUUUUACACUCAAGGGAGAAAUGUUCACCCUUCAUUGGUAAAGCAGUUUAGCAAGUAGACUGCCCUCUCCUGCAGGGUAAGGUGGAAUGCCUAACUGAACCUCAUUAUCAUCUCCUGAUAGAACUAUGUCUGUCACAGGAGUUGGGCAGUUACGUCCAUGGUAAGUUACUGAGUGGGGUCUGUGGAGGGGUCAGUUAUCAGUGCUACAAGGCUCUGGAUAUCAGUACAAAUUUAAGUUGACACUUCCUUUCUAGGCACAUGAGAAGCACUCUUGCUCUUUCUAAUCCCUUGAACAAAAGAUUUUACCUGCUCUUAUAAUGGCCUCAUGAUUCUGACUGUCCUGGCAAUGACAUAUAACAAAUGGGACAUAUUAAAAGGUACUGAAAGAAACAAAGGAGUGGGGAAAAUGAAAAAUACUAAAAUUCCUGCAGUGUAAAACAGCUUUGCAUUUCUAUUGAUGUGGUAGUUACUUUAUAAAGAUUUAAUUAAAUUUGUUUUUAGGAACACUAAAACUGCAAGAAGAGGUUUUUAAUUGGCACAAUUAAAUGUUUUCAAUGUUUUUCCAAUACCAGAAGUAAUAAAAUAAUUUUCUCCAGUAGAUAUAUUAGUAAGGGAGUAAAUGAGCCUUGUGCGGUAAGAGGUUGCAAAUUCCUUGUUCAGCAUGAGUUAAAUGUAAUUAAUAUAAAUGGCAAUACAAUUGCAAUGGUUACUUUCCUAUCUAUUUCUGUGAACACCAAAAAGGAAAUUGGUAUUAGCCUUAGAUUGGUGGAAAGAAAGCAGGAAGAGGGUAAUGAAUUUGGAUGAGACAAUGUGUUCACAAUGAAAGACAGUAGAGAAUACUACUGUAGAAUGUCUAUAUUCAUUCCAACUUGAAAUGUGUCAGAAUAGAUGAGAAAUCCAAACCACACAGCAUCUUAAUUUUUGUACAACUUGCUUCAGUGUGGUUUGAAAAAAAACAUCCUGUAGUGCUUAGCUGAUCAGACAGCGUCAAUGAGAAAACAGUUAAUAUUUUAGAUUAGUGUCCCUUUAUUAGAAUAGGUUCUUCUCCAUCCUCUGAUAUAUCUUGCGUAACUUCGACUAGUGUACAUAGAUUUAAUUGGAUACCAUAAUUGGAUCUUUUAAUUACAAACAUAAGUGCAUCAUUGACAUUGUCACAAUUUUAAAGUCAUAGUUCUGUGAAUAUUAACCAAAAAACCUCAGAACUACAGUCAUUAUAACCACAGUAAA